Striga hermonthica is the source of this 1197-nucleotide messenger RNA. The record is from the annotation of a GenBank genome assembly. Lineage: Eukaryota; Viridiplantae; Streptophyta; Magnoliopsida; Lamiales; Orobanchaceae.
AGCGCCGUGUAGCAUUGGUCGCGACACGUUUCCGGGGUCGUGCAGCAGUUUGGUGGGUGAAUCUUAGCAGCCUGCGGCAUCGUCAAGGGAAACAACCACUUUCUUCGUGGAUUAAAUUUUGCGAGCUUGUAGAGCGUGAGUUUGUACCCUUCAACUUCGAUAGUCUUGUUUAUCAACAGCUGCAAAAUUUACGCCAAGGGACUCGCUCGGUGAAUGAAUACACGACGGAGUUCCAUCGCCUUUUAACUCGUGUCGACUUGCACGAGACAAGGAAUCAGCUGGUUUCACGUUAUGUGGGUGGUUUGCGUACGGCGAUCCGUGAUAUGCUGAACAUGUUUUGUCCCGAGUCAGUGUCGGAUGCUCAUCAACGAGCCCUUCUCAUUGAGGUCCAAAUGGCACAAAAACCGGGGCAGCUCGGGUCUUCUUCUUCGCGCGCGGGAGCUGCAACGGGAGUUGGCCCUCAAUUCGCUCGUCCUGGACCGGCCACAGGUGGCGGGCUUGGCAGCAGCUCCGCAGGUGGACGUCUGUCAGCCUCCGGCAAGAACCCGCAGCGGAUCGGCGGGAUGGGAGGACCGCAGCAGUCGGCGGUUGCUGCAAGGACGGUCGUCGGGUUGCGUUGUUUCGGGUGCGGCGAGAUGGCUGAUUUCUCUUACGGUGGAGACUAUGAAGGGCCGCCGACAUAUGAUACGGAGGCGGGAGAGGUGGAGGAACUCGUACCCGGCGAUGUGGGCACAACCUUGGUCCUUCGGCGAGCCUGCUUGGCGCCAUGUAGUGUGGAUUCACCGGUGGAGCGACAUCAUUUGUUUGAGUCCACGUGUAUAGUCGGUGAAAAGGUUUGUCGAUUUAUUAUCGACUCGGGUUCCUGUGAGAAUGUCAUCGCUCAAGAGGCCGUGGAAAAAUUACAUCUGUCUACUAUUCCACAUCUUCAGCCAUAUACACUUGCGUGGAUUCAACGGGGGAAUGCGAUCACUGUUGACCGCCGUGUGUUAGUUUCUUUUUCGGUGGGCCCGCGGUAUCGUGAUCAAAUUUGGUGCGACGUGGUCUCGAUGGAUGCCUGUCAUUUACUGUUGGGACGCCCGUGGCAAUUCGAUAGAGCAGCCACUCAUGACGGUCGGCUCAACACUUAUUCGUUCUCUUUGGAGGGAGUGAGGUCGUUUUGCAACCUUCUCUACUGCGCCCUUCUUCGACGUCAAGCCC